ACAGUGACGACGCCGUUUCAUCUCUGUGACACAACUUUCCAUUGGGCCACAAUGUCUCAGUCCUUGUCCUGGACGACAAUGAUGGAGUUCGGUGGAACCUUGGUGGUUUUGCCUUUGCAAUAACUUAUUCAUUCUUGAUUUCUUUAUACAAACUUCAAAAUUUCCAUGUUAUCCUCAAAAUUCUUCACUGUUCUUGUAGAUUCCUUUCUGGGUUUUUCAUCUCUACCCUUUUGACUCUUCAGCCUCAACUUUUGAACCUCCAACCAACUUUGUAUCAAAUCCCAGUUUCCUUUCUGGGUUUGUAGUUUCAUCAAAGCAUGAUCUUGGGUUUCUGUUUUGUUUUUGUUUUUGUGUUUUUCUUCAAGUUGUUCUACUACAUGCUUUGAUUUCAAUCUUUUUUUUUUCUUCAACAUAGUGUCUCAUUCUUUAUAUGGCUGGUUUUGUUUGUGGAUUUUGAUAUCUGGGUCGGUGAAAAGUUUCAAUUUUGCUUGGUGGGUAUCUUGUGUACUUGUGAGGGUCAUUUGCUCCUUCUGAGUUCUUCAGGGCAAGAUGGCUUUGCCGGAAAUUCAUUCUUGGACUUUAGGGGGAUUGGUUGGAGCUUUUGUUGAUCUUGCUAUAGCUUAUUUCUUGCUAUGUGGAUCUGCUUUUGCUUUCUUUGCUUACAAAUUGUGCAUGUUUUUUGGACUUUUCUUGCCUUGCCCAUGCAAGGGGAGUUUUGGGUAUAGGAAUAGCAAUUUCUGUGUGCAUAAAAUGCUGUUUGAGUGGCCUUCAAGGAAGAUAUGCUCAAUUCAAGUGAUGGCUGUGAGAAGGUUUCCUUUUGAUGUUUUGUGGUUGAAGGGUCAUUCAUGCAAUGCCAAUGAUAAAAUGGUUGCCCAGAAAAUGUUUGAUAAUAGGCUUGUUGAAUUGGAAGAUGAGGCAUCCUGCAGUUCAUAUGCAAGCCCAAGAUUGGUUUCCUUAGAAAAGGAGAAUGGUUAUGAUGCUAAGGGAAAGAGGGUCAUGAGUCUGAAACGAAGAUCCGGGAUUCGGCGCAGGAGGAGGAGUGGUUAUGAUUGUGGGAAAAUCUCUUCGGUUGUUCCUUCUGAUAGUCUUCAAUCUGAUGUUGCCGUCACUUCCUGUUUGCCAUGUGAUGGCAGUAUAAUCAGAGAUAGAACCAGUGAAAGAAUAUAUCCUGCUUCAGGGAAAGAAGUUAGUGUACACUACGUUGAAGAUGCCCAAAGUGGUCAUGAUUUGGAUGAAAAGACCUGUCACAGUUAUGAAUUUAAUGGAUCAAUAGUUGAUAGUCCAGAACAGGACAAAUAUUCAUCCUCAUUGGAACACUACAUGAGUAAUAUGCAAGACAAUUUCCAGAUUAUUGGAAAUGAAGGGGACCGUAUCAAGAUGUUGGAAAAUGCACUUAAAGAAGAGAAAGCUGCCUAUGCUGCUCUAUACCAAGAGCUAGAGAAGGAGAGAGCUGCAUCUGCUAGUGCUGCUGAUGAAGCCAUGGCUAUGAUAUCGCGUCUGCAAGAGGAGAAGGCAUCCAUGGAAAUGGAAAUGAGGCAAUACCAGAGGAUGAUAGAAGAAAGAGAUGCUUAUGAGGAAGAAGAGAUGAAUAUUCUUCAAGAGAUCCUUAUAAGAAGGGAAAGGGAGUAUCACUCUCUGGAAAAGGAACUUGAAUCUUAUAGGCAGACAAAUUCGAAUGGAAGGGAUGGCAGGACGAAGUUGCAGCUCGAUGGACAAAGGCUACCAAUUUCAGUUGAAAGAUAUGAAGAUCCACCACAGAUUGAAAGCACCAUAUCAAUUGUUAAGAAAGAUGAAAUAGUAAACAUUUCAUCAAAUUACAUGGUUGCUGAGGAUUAUAUCAAUACAGAAGAUGGAGAAGAGCUGGAGAAAAACACAGAGCGCAAGGGUCAAGGGCAUGAAGAUCUGCAUAGUUGCUUUUAUGAUACUGAACCUGAUGUACUUGAUGUCCAUGUUGUUGAUGACAACAUAGAACUUAGGGAAGAGGAAAAUGAAAAGUUACGUAGUUAUUCAUCUGGUACUCUUUCAAAUGAACAUGAUGUGAGUAUUGAUGGUCCAGCUAGUCAGUUAUCUAUGUUCUCUAACUCAAGAUGCAAAACUUUGCCUUCUGAUUCUGGAAGUGAUUCUUCAUGUGCAGUUCAUAAUGAAAAGUUAAAGAUUGACAAUGAGAUUGAAAUUCUCGGAGAAAGGCUAAGGAUGGUAAAACAUGAAAAAGAAAAAUUAACUUUUUUCGCGGAGAACAGAGAAAGUGAAAAAGAUCGUUUGAAGCUUCUGGAGGAGAUACCGAACCAUGUUCAACAAAUUAAACAGUUAAGGAACCCUGUACGUGGGACUUCCUUGCCCCCUUCAUCAGCAAAGGCAAGCUUGAAGAAAAGUGCGUCUUGGGAGACAUGUGAAAGCUGCUAAAUCAUGUAGAGUUGCACGUUUUCAACUGUCAUAAGCUUUGUCCUUGGCAACUUGUAAAUGGAAAAUACCUCUGGUAGCCUCUAGAAAUUCACCACCAUUUCCUUUACCUUGGUACAUGUUUUAGUUAUCUAAAUAAACCUUAUCAUAGUCCACUAGGUUCAAUAUGUAGUCAAAGCAGUUUUGAAGCCUUGAAGGUACAUGGGUUAUGAUGUGUGUUUGCCUUAGUGGGAUAUGGCACAUGGGUUAUGAACUGUAAGUAACUGCAUAUCCUUUUCCUCCAUGUUCUUGUAGCUUGAGGUAUCGUGUCUAUAUUUGAUAGAGAACAGCUUAUAAAUGAAAUUAUUGCUUCCAAAUUC
Molecule: messenger RNA, 2759 nt
Organism: Lotus japonicus
Lineage: Eukaryota; Viridiplantae; Streptophyta; Magnoliopsida; Fabales; Fabaceae
Product: myosin-binding protein 2-like
Exons: 3
Coding region: 550-2403 (617 amino acids)
Source: RefSeq, a predicted model, not a curated record